Molecule: messenger RNA, 1404 nt
Organism: Naegleria fowleri
Lineage: Eukaryota; Heterolobosea; Eutetramitea; Acrasida; Naegleriidae
Exons: 4
Coding region: 1-1404 (467 amino acids)
Source: RefSeq, a predicted model, not a curated record
AUGAACCACUUGCUGAAUCGAUGUCAAGGCACUCGAGCACAACACUUUUCGUCAUCCGUCACUCGGAGGAGAUCAUUCAAAGAUCUGUUGUUCACCAUUGCUAAUCAUGUUGAUAGCCAAAAUGCCAUUCACAAUUAUGGCUCUCCAAACAUUCACCACCAGCGUCAAGAUUGUCAUCAUCAUCAGUUUGGAUCAGUUUCAACAAAAAAAACACUCAUUGGCCAUCAUAAUGUUAACCAAUGUAAUGUAAAUCAAUUAAUUUUUUUAUAUAAGAGUUUUAGUAUGAAUCAUUCAAGUUUCGUAAAAGAAUUUCACCGUUCUCUUCUGAAGAGAGAGAACGCAAAGAAUCAUGAUUCACAAGUUGUCGUUACGUCAUCAUCAUCUGCAACUGGUAGCAUUUCGUCGACUUCACAAAUUGUGGAAAACGUCAAAGUACUUGAGACAACCACAACAGCGAGCUCUCAACAAGCAGCACCACCUGCCACUGCUACCAUUGUCAUUAUUCAACAACAACAACAACAACAGCAACAGCAUCAACAACCAUUGACGUCACCAAAUGUUUCCACUCAUAGUAUAGCGGAUCAAACAACUCAACCCUUACCAACCACAAACUCAGCAUUUCAUCAUUUUUCGUCAGCCGCCAUUGGAACAACAAACAAUGUAGCAGCUCAAUCCUCUACAACAACCUCAACAAUUAUCAAAAUUGAUUCACAAGUCAUUUCUAAAGAAAUUGAAAAAGCAGUGACGGAACAAAUUAAACAAAAAUUGAAGCAUGCCUAUGAGCCUACACGAGAGGAGUUUGAAGCAAUGGAAAGUUUGGAACAUGAACAUUUAUACGAAGAAGGAACAAGAAAGAAGAUUGGAUGGAUACAGAAAUUUAGAACCUUUUUAAGAAAAACGAGUACUCUUCUUUCUAAUUUAUUACUCAUAGGAAAGGUAUUGCCAGCCAAUGCGAUAGCCACUCUAUUUUUCUCCUAUUACAAGAUGGAAAAGAAUUACAAACAAAGAUGUUUUGAACAGCGUAUUACAGCAAGUUUGAAUUUUAUUGAUCACGAAACCAACACCUUUAAGGUGAGAAAUAUUUUCUGUAAGAAUCUCGACGAAGUAGUUCUAAAUAAUCAAGCCGUUGUCCAAUUGAUUCAGGAAGCAGCUGCCAAAACUACCAGUGAAUCGCCCAUUGUCAUUCUUCCAGAUGAUGACAAGUGGUUUUGUUUACAUCUUAUUCAAUCUGCCAUUUCACAGAAUGUGUGUGCCUCUGGUUAUUUUAGACAAGAACAUAUCUAUGGAGAAGUUCGUUGGAAUACAGUCAAAUUAAUGGCCAAAAUGUACAAGGAACAAUACGAGUCGAUCAUUCACACUGGAUUUGGUGAUUUGAUGCGAGUGGAGAUUGUUCUGAGCAUGUAA